This is a messenger RNA of Cryptomeria japonica (Japanese cedar), 1599 nucleotides long. Its product is annotated as cysteine synthase, chloroplastic/chromoplastic. NCBI's taxonomy places the organism in Eukaryota, Viridiplantae, Streptophyta, Pinopsida, Cupressales, Cupressaceae. The coding region runs from base 121 to 1221 and encodes 366 amino acids. Gene Ontology annotation, molecular function: cysteine synthase activity. The transcript has 10 exons. Gene Ontology annotation, cellular component: cytoplasm. The record is from RefSeq and is a predicted model, not a curated record.
UAAAAGCCGUAAAGUAAUAAAUCCGAAAAAGAGAUAACCUUCCUUCGUUUCAAAUUAUCGACCGAUACAGUUCUCUCCCAACAAAGCACGUUACAGUACAGAAAUCGAAUUCAAGCUGGCAUGGCUGCGGCCUUGCAGGCUCAGGUUCAAUUCCCACUAAGUGUGGGGGGUAUGACAGACUUCUCUCUUCUGCCUUCAUAUAGUAAAUUCACGGGCUCCCACCUUCUCGUUUCCCGCUCUCUUAUCAAAUUUAGAGGACGCCUCCUUAUCUUAUUUAACAGUAAGGAAAAUAAGAUUAAGGUAUCAGCUAGCAGACGUACAGGCCCAACCAAGGUGGCUUCCUUGGAUUUACAUGCUCAAGUUAAUGGAGUCAAUAUUGCUGAAGAUGCCACACAGCUGAUUGGAAAGACACCCAUGGUUUAUCUGAACACUGUUGUUAAGGGAUGUGUAGCAAAUAUUGCUGCAAAGCUUGAAUUCAUGGAGCCUUGCUUUAGUGCAAAGGCCAGAACUGCCCAUGGUAUGAUAUCUGAUGCUGAACUGAAGGGAGUGAUUGCUUCUAGAAAGACUAUUCUUGUAGAGCCAACUACUGGUGAUACAGGAAUGGGUCUUGCAUUUAUUGCUGCUGCAAAGGGGUAUAAACUCAUUUUAACAAUGCCUUCAUCCACAAGUCUGGAGCGACAAAUUGUAUUACGUGAUUUGGGAGCAGAGAUCAUUCUUACAGAUCCAGCUAAGGGAAUGAUUGGAGCAAUUGAGAAGGCUGAGAAAAUCCUGGCUAAAACACCAAAUGCAUGCAUGCUUCAACAAUUUGAGAACCCUGCAAAUCCUGAGAUCCAUUUUGAGACAACAGGUCCAGAAAUUUGGGAGGAUACUAGGGGUAAGAUAGAUAUAUUGGUUGUAGGAAUUGGAACUGGUGGUACUAUCACUGGGGUUGGCCGUUAUUUGAAAAGUAAAAAUCCAGACAUCAAGAUUAUCGGAGUGGAACAAACUGGGAGAAAUAUUAUGUUAGGACCAGGGUUUAUUCCUAAAAUUUUGGAUGUUGGGAUACUGGAUGAAAUGCUGCAGGUUUCUGCUGAUGAAGCUGUGGACAUGGCAAAGCAGUUGCUACUCAAGGAAGGUUUAUUGGUUGGGAACCCAUCAGGUGCUGCAGCUGCUGCUGCAAUCAAAGUAGCAAAAAGGAAAGAAAACACAGGCAAAUUACUCGCAGUUGUGUUUCCAUAUUGAGAAAACUUUUCAAAACUUUCUUUCUAUUGGGCAGAAAUCACAGAAAAUCCGCUUCCAUUUUUUGCAUAAAAUUUUGUUUACUGUGAGUACCCUUAAAAAAGCCAAGUACGGGUAUAGUUAGAGAGGACCAAAGAUAAAACGUCGGCCAUGUAAAAUAGAGUAUAUAUCAAGCACCAAAUUUUUGGUGAUUUCUCAUGAAAUUAUAACAUGUAGAUCGUGUCAUUGUAUAUUUCCAUUUUCAUGGGCAAUUUUGUUGAGACGAUAUAAUCAAUAAGUAUUCGUCCUCCUCCGUUCCCAUUUGUCUACAUUUUUGAAAUGUAGUAUGGACUCCUAAGGUUGCAUAUAGUCUUGAUGAUUAAUAGAAAUUAUUUAUGGUUG